AUGGAGAACGAGUUUCGUAUCCCGGCCGAUCAGGGCAUCGCGGGCCACGUCGCCACCACUGGUCAGAUUUUAAACAUUAAGGACGCCUACUCCCAUCCUCUCUUCUACCGCGGCGUGGACGACAGCACCGGCUUCAGGACCCGCAACAUCCUCUGCUUCCCCAUCAAAGACGAGAACAACGAGGUGAUUGGUGUAGCCGAGUUGGUGAAUAAAAUGAACGGGCCCUGGUUCAACCGCUUCGAUGAGGAUCUGGCCACAGCUUUCUCCAUCUACUGUGGCAUCAGCAUCGCCCACUCUCUGCUUUACAAGAAAGUUCAUGAGGCUCAGUUCAGGUCUCACCUGGCCAAUGAAAUGAUGAAGUACCACAUGAAGGUUUCAGAGGAAGAGGUGUCCAAGCUGCUGGUGACCGGCAUUGAACCGGUGAAGGAGAUUCACUCAUGCUACGCUGAGUUCACGUACACGCCCCGCUCCCUUCCUGAUGACACGACACCCCUGUGUGUCCUCAGCAUGUUUGAAGACAUGGGCUUCAUCAACACAUACAAGAUUGACCUGCAUACUCUCGCCAGGUUCUGCCUGAUGGUGAAGAAAGGCUACAGAGACCCCCCCUACCACAACUGGAUGCAUGCCUUCUCCGUCUCACACUUCUGCUACCUGCUCUACAAAAACCUAAGGCUCUCCAACUACCUCGAGGACAUAGAGAUUUUAGCUCUGUUUGUUUCCUGUAUGUGCCAUGACCUGGACCACCGUGGCACCAACAAUUCUUUCCAAGUGGCCUCGCAAUCCGUCCUGGCUGCUCUCUACAGCUCAGAGGGAUCUGUGAUGGAGAGACAUCACUUUGCCCAGGCUAUUGCUAUUCUAAACACUCAAGGCUGCAACAUCUUUGAGAAAUUCUCCAGGAAGGACUACCAGCGCAUGUUGGAUUUAAUAAGAGACAUCAUUCUGGCUACAGAUCUGGCACACCACCUUCGAAUUUUCAAAGAUUUGCAGAAGAUGGCUGAUGAUGGAUACAACACAAAGAGUCGUACCCAUCACUCCCUGCUGCUGUGCCUGUUGAUGACUUCAUGUGAUCUGUCCGACCAAACCAAGGACUGGAAAACCACCCGCAAGAUCGCUGAGCUGAUUUACAAAGAGUUUUUCUCUCAAGGAGAUCUGGAAAAAGCCAUGGGGAACCGGCCGAGCGAGAUGAUGGACCGAGAGAAAGCGUACAUCCCAGAGCUACAGAUCAGCUUCAUGGAGCACAUCGCCAUGCCCAUCUACAAGCUGCUGUCUGAACUCUUUCCCGGGGCCACCGAGCUGUACGAGACUGUGGCGGCAAAUCGUGAGCAGUGGACCAAAGUGUCGCACAAGUUUACCAUCCGCGGGUUGCCUAGCAACAACAGUCUGGACUUUCUGGACCAGGAAUACGAGCUGCUUCAGUCCCAGGGUGCUUUCGGGAGCGAUGACCACUGCCUCAAUGGUUGCCUUGACGACACAGAUGGAGGGCAGGGCCAGUGACAGUGAAGAUGGCAGGCCGGUGAUGGUUUUUCUGGGGUUUUCUGUGGUCCAAUAAGAGGCUGAGGAUAGCUUUUUAUGUGACCAAAGAGAGACAGGUCUCUCUGCUGUCAAACACUGAUGCAGGAUGGAAAGUUUCAAACAAACUGAAUCCGACAGGUGACCUGGAACGAAGAGGCUUCGUCUGAGUCAGUUCCCUGAUUAGAUGCUACGUGUUGCUGUUGUCAAGCAGUGGAGGAGAGUCAAAUGUGAGGACUUUAUCUAGUUGUUUUUCAGCAGCUCUGCUGAAAAACGUACCGUCUCGUCCAGUCACAAAUCCAUCCAUACAGCUGAACAUCUGCUGAAGAUUGUAAAAACGCUCACAAACCGACACAUGCACAUGCUGUUCAUACCGUUCAGACAGGGCGAAGACGGCUUCAGCGUGUGACAGUGAGGCGAUAGGUGGUGUAAAAUGUUUCAUAAAAACUCGUUUGCAUUUAAACGUCUCCGCUUCGUCCACACAAAUGCAGCUACCACAUUUCUCUCUUUGUGUGUGUUUUCUGAGAUGCAUAGACGUCGCGUGUUCUUUUUAUCCGGGUCAGCAACAAAUUUCUCCAUCAAUAAUUAAAAAAAAGAAGAAGAAGAUAGCUGUGUAAUUUUUUUCAACAUCAAAACACAUUUUCCUAUCGUUUCAUUCAUUUGUGACCUGGGAGUUUUGGCCCAUUUGCCUAAACAUUUGAACUACAAUGUAACCCUCCCUCUUUGUUUUACUAAGGUUUAGGUGACACUUUGACAAUCACUCAUCAAUAUCACAGAUCCCUGCUUUCACACAGUAAACAAAAAAAUCACACUUCCU
Molecule: messenger RNA, 2326 nt
Organism: Nematolebias whitei (Rio pearlfish)
Lineage: Eukaryota; Metazoa; Chordata; Actinopteri; Cyprinodontiformes; Rivulidae
Product: cGMP-dependent 3',5'-cyclic phosphodiesterase
Exons: 15
Coding region: 1-1494 (497 amino acids)
Biological process (GO): regulation of mitochondrion organization; negative regulation of receptor guanylyl cyclase signaling pathway; positive regulation of gene expression
Cellular component (GO): cytosol; nucleus; mitochondrial outer membrane
Molecular function (GO): 3',5'-cyclic-AMP phosphodiesterase activity; 3',5'-cGMP-stimulated cyclic-nucleotide phosphodiesterase activity; protein homodimerization activity
Source: RefSeq, a predicted model, not a curated record